UUCCACAACACGCAACGCCAGUCUCAGUUCGCUUACCGCCGGUGCGCUCUGUUGUUAAAUAACGAAACAUUUUAAUCUUCCUAAUUAAAUAUAGACAAAUACGUGUAAAUAUUUGAAAUAAAAGUAAUGAUAUUUGUGUUUGCUUUAUCUGUGGUAUUGUUCGAUAACUUCAUAAGGAGUAAGGGAUUUGAAAAUAGAACGUAAUAAUUUGUAUUUCGAUCGUGUUUUUUUAGUGUUUUUUUUUUUAUUCCAAUGAACGUGUUACGCUUGUGAAUCUGUGGUAUGAGCAAUUUGGCGGUAUUCGCCUUUAAUAAUGGCAGUGUAUUGUAAACAGUGAUUAAAAAGAGCAAAUUUAUAUAAACCAAAAGCUUAGUAUUGAAGUUGUUGUUAAAGUGCCUACCUAUAUAUAGAUUUAUGUGCGUUUCUCUUGUGACAUAAUUGAAAUAUUUUUGGAUCAUGAAUGGAGUCACUUGAAGGAGUUGAACCGUCUGAUGAACGAGAUCUACGACACAGUGACGGCCGUGUGCAACAUGGACGAUCAUAAACCGGGCAGCUUUCCCACCGAAUCUGACGGGAGCACAAGCGAAGAUUCAGUGAAAAUAACAAGAAGUUUGACUGAAAAACGUAAAAACUACGUACGUCGGGUGUCCUCCAGGGUCGCAUACUUGGACCAGAAAAACGUAAAAGUCCAAAGAUUUAGGCACCAGACCUCGAUCUGCUCCUACAAAUCAGAGGUCAUAGACAAUCCAUACUCUACAUUCCGCUCUUGGAAAAGUUUCCGCACGUCCCAGAAUAACUUGGCGAAAGACAAAAUGAACGAGUCGGACUCUAAAAAUAAUUUGACCGAUGCCAGUGGCAAUGCACUGUCAAUGGACUUUAGUGAUAGUAGCAUAGACAACGUGAGCAUAGACGAGAAGACUGGCUGUGUAGAUAUCGACUUGCCCUUCGAAACCAGAGACAAGGGAUUGUUUAAUAUUUCUUUACUGGUGGGCUUGAACUACAUGAGCGGCGAAGCUUAUGUGAAGAGCGUAUUUCCUAGUCAGGUUCACGUGCCACCCCACAUUGAGAAUCUCAUAUUCCCGGAAACGUUAAGCUGGACUAGCAAUGGAGAGUGGUCGGCUGACGCGAGUGCACAGUGCUACUCGCUAGUGCUCACCGACGAGCGGGGCGAGAGGAGCUACGGUUAUUGUCGGCGCGUGCUACCAGAGGGCGCUACGACAUGUCUACCGCUCUGUUACUGUAUCAUUGGGAAAUAUAGGGCGCCCGGGUUUUAUUAUAAGGUGUUACAAGAAAUAGAAUCUCACCACGGCAGCUCCGAGACGGAGAUCCAGUCGAUACUCCAGCAGCUCAUCGACACGGACUUCCCCGAUCCGGGCGAGGAGAUCACCAUUACGUACUCGAACACCAGCCGACGCUCCAUAGAGCUGGACACCAUGAAGUGCAAAACCAUGCCCGACCUGCGACGGAGCGGCGGGAAGCCGGACGAGCAGUACUUGGAAGGGUUCGCCGACAAGUCUGAAAGCUUGGGCGAUGAGUUACCAAGGUUUUUGGACUUAGAGAACAACAAUGACGUGAAGAGUGGACGCUACACGCCAAGACCAAAAAUCUUAAAACGUCCCAUCGAGCCGCGAGCUGACGAAGACAAUUUGUCGGUUCUGCUCGACUCGCUGGGUGCCGGCCUGGUGAUUAAAGUCUUCGGCUCUUUGCUGCUCGAGCGGAAGGUCAUCGUCAUCAGUGAUCAGCUCAGCGUGCUGUCGUCAUGCAUGGAGGCGCUGCAGUGGUCGCUGUACCCGCUGGUGUGGCAGCAGCCGCUCAUCUCGUGCAUCCCGUCCGCCAUACAGCGGGACGUGCUCGAAGCCCCCUUACCGAUCCUUGCUGGGAUGCUCACCUGCAAACCGACAGACACCACCAUACAUGAGGGUAUGCUGAUAGACCUGAGGCACCCGUCCAAAGUGCUUCACUGUCAGGGCGACGAGUCCACCAUACUGCCCACCGCCAGUUACAAGACAUUGAAGACGGCUCUGCAGAUGGAGUCUUUGAAAUACAAGGAUCGCUCGGAGGACUCGAAAACCCGUAACGUGAUGAUAUCGGAAGCGUUUCUCCGGUUCUUUGUGGACAUCCUCGGCGACUUCUGGCGGUUCUUCGCCGAGGGAGAGGUGAAAGACGGCGCCCUGGGGAAGGGGGGAGUUGUGUUCGACAAAGAGGCGUUCACAAAGAGCGCGACGUCGAAACAAAACCAGUACUUCCUCGAGUGGUUCACGGAGACGGCCAUGUUUAACCAUUUCAUACAGAACAUGGCGACGUGUCACCGCCGCCGCGCGUCCUCCGCGUCAUCGACCACCGUCGACGAGGGCUUCGUCGACGCCCCACUGCCCAACUUUUACCAACUAUUCGAGGAACGCGUCCGCAACAGAAGCAAAAGUGACUCUCACAAGAAUUCCGAAAGUAAAAACUAUAGAAGUGCUGUGAAUAAAAAAGUGAAGUUAUUAAAAAGUAAAUUAAGAGACUUGAUUACAUAAAAAGACGUGUUGAAGUGUAAUUUAUUGGCUAUGUCUACAUUAUGGUAAUAUUUUUUUUUAAACUGACUGUCAAAAUGAAGUCUCGAUUCAAAUGUAUUUUUUGUGUAUCACUCUGUAUCUUUCAAUCGAUUUUUGAAAAUAUAUGCAGUAAUAGUCCAGUUUUUUUACAACACGGGAAUGGACUCUUUCGAUUAAAAAAGAAUCAUUAGUAUUGGUUCCCUAUUGGCCAAUAUUUUAUAUGUAGAACAAAUACAAAAACAAUACAGUUGAUUUAAACUUCUUUUUACGGUUGUUUGAAAAUGUAAUGCUUUAAGUAUAAACUAUGUUCAGUUUAAAUAAAAAAUGUGUAUGUUUACGACUGUAAUCCUUAAUGGGGUAGUCAGAUAAUCGGAGCUUAUUCGAAUACGUUGAGACAGGGGGUUUAUGGUUUUUUCUUGCCAUAUAAUGUCCUCUUGGAAAAAUUUUAUGUUAAUGAUUGUUUUUCACUAUCAGAAUGUUAGUCAGGAAUUUAAAUGGACUUUUUAGUGAUAUAUAAACUGAUGACCUUUUUGAGUUGACAAUAUUGACAUUUUGGAAUUAGAAAAUUCAAUUUUUUUCUAAUUUCUUUUUAUGGAAUAAAGUAAACUGUACAAUAAUGGAGUUAGAUUUUCCAGACAAAUAUUCUAUCAUGACUUAUGACCACCGCAAAUACUUUUUUAUACAGCUAACUACAUUCAUGACAACAUAGCAAACGUUAUAAAGUAACCUGUGUCCAGUGUUAAUCGUUAAUAUUUUUUAAUUAAUAAAUACAAAAUUUUACUACUACUAAGGUAACUAAAUAUGUUAAAGUAAAGAGUAAUCUUAGGUCUUCAUAUCAAUUCACAAUAAUUUUGAUGUAAAAAUUAUUUCUCUAUGUAACAUAGAAAAGGAGAUAUGUAAGGUUGGAAAAGAUUUAUACAACUAUUUUGUAUACGUUGGUAUUUAUUGUUGGUAAACCGUCGUUAUGUCCUUCACCAAAUAUUACAUACUAGUUUUACUCUGUGGCUUCACUCUUGGUCGUAUUGUGAUGUUGCCUAUAAUCUUCCUCUACAAAUAAGCUAUCAAAUGCAAAUAGAAUUUAUAAAAUCCGACUGUUAGUUCUAGAGAUUAAUGUUUUUAAACAAAUAAAUGGAUAUUCGUGUUUUUACCGUGAUGCAGUUGUGUUUGCAUCCCUGUAUUUCGGUUUAAAGGGUGCGAUAUGGUAGUGAAUUUACAGGGUACAGAGGAAUAACACCUGAGUCCUCAGGAACGACAACGCAUGGGGGGUAUCAGGGGCGAAACAGUAUACUCUGUUAUGUCCAUGGUACUGCUCAUGUGUAUAGGCGACGGUUACCACUUUCCAUCAGGUGGACCAUCAGCUUGUUUGCCAUUCUAAGUUGUAUAAAGAACACUUCAACUCUUUAUUACAUAUGUCUAAUUUUUUAAACAUUAUUUAAUGUGCACCAAUAAACAAGCAAAGGUACUCACAUUUAUAAUAAAAAGGACAUUUGUCAAAUGAUUUGGUUUUCCAUUCGUUGUAAGUUUAAAGAACCUUUUCAAGCAUCGGAAUGUUCUAAUUGUUUAUUAAAGCAAUUUUGUGUAUAUAUAUACACACACUACAUAUAUCUAUAUGGCAAUCUAUAAGAGAGAUAUGUAUGUUUAGUAGUGGACAGAUAAUGGCUGAGUUAAUGCUGAUAAUGGCCGAGUUAAUGCUGAUAAUGACCGAGUUAAUGCUGAUAAUG
Molecule: messenger RNA, 4258 nt
Organism: Galleria mellonella (greater wax moth)
Lineage: Eukaryota; Metazoa; Arthropoda; Insecta; Lepidoptera; Pyralidae
Product: DENN domain-containing protein 2A-like
Exons: 11
Coding region: 492-2519 (675 amino acids)
Source: RefSeq, a predicted model, not a curated record